This is a messenger RNA of Anneissia japonica, 2173 nucleotides long. Its product is annotated as UPF0489 protein C5orf22 homolog. Bases 16 to 1563 code for a protein of 515 amino acids. The record is from RefSeq and is a predicted model, not a curated record. NCBI's taxonomy places the organism in Eukaryota, Metazoa, Echinodermata, Crinoidea, Comatulida, Comatulidae. The transcript has 7 exons.
AUUCACCUAUUGGGCAUGGAUCAAAGGGAUUUCCCCUUUAGCAGAUUUUUGCAGUUCAGUCCGCUGCGUGAAGAUUUUGCUGUUCAGUUGAUAAUUGGUUUCAAAAUGCUAAAAAGCUACAAGUGCUUACCCGUAUAUGUUGUAGAAAAUCACCAAGAGGCUUUACAACAUAUUUACCGUGCAAUGGGAUCUCGGCAUCUGCCUUUGGAUGGGGUCGUGAUGGUUCAUCUGGAUGCACAUCCUGAUCUUAUGAUAUCUACCGAUAUGAAAGCAAACGUUGUUUGCAACAAGCAAGCUUUGUUUGAGAACUUGAGUAUAGAGAAUUGGAUAAUGCCUGCCAUGUAUUCUGGACACCUACAUCAUGUUGUAUGGGUAAAGCCACCAUGGGCCAAUCAGCUAGAACUUGGCCAAACAACUUUCCAUAUAGGAACACAUUCUGAAUCACAGAAAAUAAGGGUUACUUGGCCAGAUUCAUAUUUCCUAAGUGAUGUGUUAUUUGCAACAAGAGAUGAACUUCAGAAUGCAAAGAAAGUGAAAGUCAGUGUUGUCGACUUGGAAACACCUCUGCUGAAGAGAGCAACAUUUCAGGAACUUGAAGAGCUUUCCAAAGAACUGAACAGAAAACGAUUAAAUUAUGGUGACAGGAAUAAAACAAAGGAGUCUGUCACUGCCAAGAGUCAGAAUGAACAUGAUCAGUACAAAAAAAACCUCAUGAAACCAUCUGUGACUGAUGAUCAGGGCAACCAUAUUGAUUGCAAAACCAAGGAGUCAACAUCUGAAGACAUCAUAGAAAAGAAAGCUGGGAGUGCCACCCACAAGAAUGAUUCCGGUGAAGAGGAAAUUAUUUCUAAUCAUUCAAAGUUGAUUUCUUCUGAGAGUCAAUUCGAGCAAACACUCGGCAGUCCUCAUACAGAUUCUGUCGAAUACAUGUUUGAAAUCAUUUCUAAAGCUAUAGAGGCCAGUAAAGCAUAUAUUCUUGAUAUUGACUUGGAUUUCUUCUCAACGAAAAACCCAUUUAGGGAGUUGUACACAGAGGAACAGUAUGAUGUACUUAAGAGUCUGUACGACUUUGUAGGACCAGAAGAUGAUUCAAUAAGUGCAAUACAUAAGUGCCAAGAAGUUAGGACACUACAGUUGAUGGAAUUAGAGAUGGCUCUCAAGUCAUGUCUACAAGUCAUUCCACUCACUGAUGAAGUCAAGCAAUUUAAAUGUUAUCAAGAAGUAAGCAACCUUCUUAUCAAUAUACAAAAAACAAGUCCCGAGCCUUUGGAUUGGGAAUUGAUACACGCUGCAGGCAUGUCAUGUGAUAACACUGACCCAGAGCUCCCUCACCAUGUUAGCACUGUGGAGGAAAUAAAUAGUUUGUUGGCUGCUGCAGAAUCAUUGUUUACCAGGUUACCAAGGCCAACCUUAAUCACAAUGUCCAGGUCAAGCUACGAUGACUAUUGCCCACCUGAGCAAGUCGACAUGAUUCAGCAGAAAACGCUGAAAAUGCUUCAGACCGUGUUUGGGCAGAUAGAUGUCCAUCUAGAUUAUGAAAAUUACAAUGAUGACGAGAGUUAGCGACUCAAUCGUAAAAUGUAGAAUAUCUCCUUAUAGUCACCCACAGUGAACCAUCGCGCUAAAUUAUUGCCGAGGUACCACAAAAUGAACCAGCCAUUUGUAGGGAAAUAUUACUAAAGUGUGUGUGGUUGUAAAUGUGAUUAUUUUGCCAAUUGAAUAACACAUUCUGAUUGGUCUGUUGUUAUGUUUCACAUUAAUAUACAUAGGUCCAUUAACAACCAUUCCCAUCUGAGAUACAUUAGUUUGUAGUGAUUAAAUGAGUGCAACACUAGCACCCUACAUUUUUUUUAAUGGUAGACCACCUUAUAAUAUAGUCUCUGCACCUCAAAAACACCCCAUGGAGAUAAUGGAAUUUCCCACCCAAGGUAGACAUUUUUCCUGCAAACACUUAAAUAUAUGAAUUUAGUUUAUAAAAGGGUAAGUUGGGAAAAUACACUUUGCAUUCAAGUUACAGUACUUAAAAAAUAUUUUGAUGAGUGGUUUGCAGUAGAAAACAUAAUUGGACAAUAGAAAUCUUUGAAGAAAUAUUUUAUUAUCAAAUCAAUUUUACUUCAUUUCUCUUUGUAGAGUAUUAAUUGAAAUAACAUAAUACAUGGAUUACUUAGUAACA